Messenger RNA from Sphaeroforma arctica JP610, 168 nucleotides. RefSeq lists its product as hypothetical. Lineage: Eukaryota; Ichthyosporea; Ichthyophonida. The annotation marks the transcript as partial. The record is from RefSeq and is a predicted model, not a curated record. The transcript has a single exon.
AUGUCUUGCUUUAUGCCAGAUGGGCCGAUAUUGCUAGCACGUCUAUUGCCUGUGGAAGUUGCCUUUGAAAGUCCCGGACGAUUCCAAUUGGAUAGCACGCAUGUGGCGAGUUAUAAGGAAGCGGCGAAGGAGAAAGAACGGGCGAAAGAGCCACGCAAUGUGGAGCAC